Actinia tenebrosa (Australian red waratah sea anemone) is the source of this 1848-nucleotide messenger RNA. RefSeq lists its product as uncharacterized. The record is from RefSeq and is a predicted model, not a curated record. Lineage: Eukaryota; Metazoa; Cnidaria; Anthozoa; Actiniaria; Actiniidae. Gene Ontology annotation, cellular component: plasma membrane. Gene Ontology annotation, molecular function: G protein-coupled receptor activity. Gene Ontology annotation, biological process: G protein-coupled receptor signaling pathway.
CUGAGUUUAAAUCUCUUUACGGUGAAGAAAAUCCGAUUACGUCCGUAGCUUUCAAAUGUGAUCAAAAACCCGUAUCUUAAUGAAUGGUUCGGCAGAGGACCGCUACUCACGUACCUACUUUAGUUAUUAUCACCUUGCAGGCUGACUGCCAAAGAAAUCCAAGGGUUUCUUGAAUGGUUUCUCGAAGCGUUCACACUGACAAAACAUUGCAUCAAAAGCAUUUUUGAAGUCUCGCUUCCCAUGAAGUUGUUGGGAGCUUGUCUGGGGCGCUCUUCUAAUAAGUACUUCGCCUAUCACCGCUGUAUAUGCCAUCUUCAAAACCAGCUCGACUCUCGUACCACGUAAUGCAAGAAAAUGUCAACGAAUACUACACUCGUAGUUUCUUCUACUCUCUCAGCCCUUUCUCCUACCAACAGAACAACCCUAGCCAUCCCCCCACAGUACAAAGAGACUAGUGCACUGAUCUGGUUCAGGCUAGUCUUCUAUGGUGUCAUAACUCUUGCCUCGUUGAUAGGCAACGGUAUUGUCAUCCGAUCGAUCAUGAACAUUCCCUACCGGAAGCCAUUCACUUACCACAUGGUAACCAACCUGGCAGUAGCCGAACUCGUCAGUACUGUCUCUAUACCCUUCCUACAAGCCUACGACUUGAUGAAUACUUGGAAGUUUGGUGAGUUCAUGUGUCAGAUUACCAGUCCUGGGCAGAUCACGUCAUCAUUGGUGGUCACGUGGACGCUAGCUAUAAUCUCGAUGCAUCGGUAUCGUACUCUUGUGUCGCCAAAUCGUAGGCCGCUAUUUUUGAAAAAUACCCCAUUCUUAAUAUUCUGUAUGUGGGUCUCUGCUGUGGCUAUUACUUUCCCGUCCUACAUAUACUCCACUCUGGUCAAAUCACCGUACGAAAGCAACCGUAUUUGGUGUGUCGUGCUGUUUCCAGGAGACACCUUAAACACGUUCCCGUCCCCUGUCUACAGGAGGUACCUCAUGGUCCGUUUUGUCAUCAACUUCCUGGUCCCCGUACUGAUAAUGGUCCUCGCAUAUGGAGCCAUGGGAGUUAAGCUCAAAUAUCAUAUGGCCACAAUAAGAAACACAGACGCGGAUCUUUCAGUAACCAACAUCACAAACCCGAUGCGCUCAUCUAUCGAAGAUGUCGCUGGGUCAAACAUCAACAACUUAGAUGACAGCCCCUCACUCGGUAACAUUUGUUCCAAUUCAUUUGAUAAUCCAUCCUGCAGCGGCCAAAACGAAAAGCUAGAGCCACUGAGUGUAACAGAACUAAAAUUUGCAGGGAGCUACGCCGUCCGUGAAAAACGCAGUUCUGUCAUCCCAAGUCUAGCCGAAAUAAAAGCUAGGGGGACUAACUCUAACAGUAUAAGCAGAGAUGAUAUCGGGCAAGCUCUCUCAAACAACUCGAAUCUACUUAUUGAAUUCGAGCAGGAUUUGCUGAAGAUGAUCUACRUCAUUGUUCUGGUUUUCAUCUUUUUUUAUUUCCCCUACCAAGUGUUUUUUCUGUUGGAGUACUUUGGAAUAGUAGAGUAUGGAAACUGGCAUUACUUUCAUGUUACUCGAAGAUACAUAUUCCUGGUAACCUGUCUUCCAAGUGCCUUACAUCCAUUGUGUUAUGGCACGAUGAGUAAGUUCUACGCCAAGGCUUUCCGUAACAUUGUGUUGUGUAAGUGGAAGAGGCAUUUUGCUCAAGGUCCUCCAUAACUUUGCCUCAAUAGAUCUCUUACCUCGGGUAUAAUGUGUUCCAUUACGAACCACGUGUCAUUCCCUAGAGUACCAUUUCUGUUUUUAGGGGUUGCACUAACUCAGACGAAGAAUCUUGUAGAGUGCAAACAAUUAAUCCGUGAA